AUGAAUUAUGCCGCUUCCACUCUGUCUGCGACUGUGAGGAAAUUCUCGCUUCAUGAAGAUCAAGAGUCCACGGGGAAUAUCAAUCUGUUGGCGGAAGCGGUCAUUCAUUCCACGUCUGCCAAGUUGAACAUACAGCCCGAUCAGGACUAUCGAACGUUCGUUGAAAUGUUCACGGGAGACAACCUUCGCCUGGAGAUGCUGGGCCUGAUAUACACCAUUGCGGCUCGAGCUCAUGGAAAGAGCAUGCCGAUAGAAGUCGAGCAGGAUGAUGAAUUGUUGCAUGCAUUGUUCAAGGCCGCUCAAUCUUGCUUGUACCUGGCGCGGGAGCUGGCUCCGAGUGUCAACGACGUUAUGAUAUGGCUGUCGUUUGAGCUCACACGACUAUACACAAAUGCGCAAGGAGACUCACAUCCGAAUGUCUGGAGAUCUCUGGGGGACCUUACCUCGGAUGUCUACAUACUGGGCAUCCAUCGCGAAUCUAAGGCAGCUAGCGGUACUCCCUUUUGGCUUGCAGAGUGUCGGAGAAAGAGUUGGGCUGUUAUUUACCAAUGGGAUAAAUUCGGGGCUAAGCUCUUCAACAGGCCGCCAAGACUGAAUUAUUUGUACUCCGACUGCGCAUUACCCGCGAACCUCAGUGACCAUGAGCUCUUGGGAGAUCCAGUCACUCUCCAGGAAGCGCGGAGCAAACUGACGGCCAACGGCUGGAACCCGGACGGGCUAUACUGCAGCACUACUUGGUGCCGCAUGCGGUACAUGGCGAGCGUGAUUCAAGAAAAGAUUAUCGCCUACGAGUACCAGACAGUUACGCCCGACUCUACUCGUGAGUUGCUUGUGCUUUACGACCAAUUGAAUGCAUUUUGGGACUCUGUUCCUGACAAACUGCGCUACACGCCCGAAGUGUGGUAUACAAAGGUUCAUCCGAAGGAAUGUUUAAUGCUGGCUGUCGUCUACCUGCUGCAUCUUCAAAGCAGUUUCCGCAUUCACCGCAAGCUGAUGUCGUCAGAUGCACUACAUGCAAAAAAAGCCCUGGAAGUGGCAAGUCUGAUAGUCAACACUGUCAAUCAUCUUUCACAAGUACGAGAUCGCAGCAUUUUCCUGCGAUUUGACAACUCAUACGUAAUGCUGGACUACGGGCUCUCGGCCGCAGCAACGAUGAUCGAAGCCAUUUCCAAUAAAGGUGCUCAAAAUUGGCACGGGAUCAUUAGUCGAUCGAAGCUGGUUCGCGAUUUGUCCGUGUUCGUGGCCAGUCUCGAGGGCAUCUGUCAGCCCGGAGAAGCCAACCAUGCAGUUUGCACGAGGGCUGCACGAAGAAUUGCCAAGGCUUUGGAUGAAGUGCUUGAUUCUGGCACAACUACAAAAGAAGAUGAACGCUCGAAUCAAAUUGCUCAGACGGCCGCUACAGGAACUUUGGUUGACACGACAGCAGCCAUACAGCAGACGGUAGAGACUAGCGGAUGCGACUUGAUCGUCGGAGAGCAAAAUGGCUUUGAUGAACUAGAUUAUUCGGACCUGGAUUCUUGGCUAAGAAGCAUCGAUUGGACGGGUGUUGGCGCGGAUUAUACCUUUUAG
Messenger RNA from Cercospora beticola, 1569 nucleotides. RefSeq names its product fungal specific transcription factor domain-containing protein. Gene Ontology annotation, biological process: DNA-templated transcription. NCBI's taxonomy places the organism in Eukaryota, Fungi, Ascomycota, Dothideomycetes, Mycosphaerellales, Mycosphaerellaceae. The record is from RefSeq and is a predicted model, not a curated record. Gene Ontology annotation, molecular function: DNA binding; zinc ion binding. Gene Ontology annotation, cellular component: nucleus.